GAGUAGAGAGGACGCCAUGUGCUUUUGAGGCAGAAGGACUGGAAGGAGACCUGGCUGUCAGAGACUUGACGUGUUUUUCUUUACAGGGACACCGGGACAAACGGCUCCAGUCACCGCUAGCAUGUACUGCACCAGACGCUGCCUCCGGACCGCGCUGCGGGCCGCGGCCAGCACACACCGGCAACAGCUUCAGCGGCAGACACCAGCCUUGUGUGCUCUUAGACUUCUGAAAACAAGUCCAGCUACCCAUUCAGAUGUCAUUGCCACCCCUCCACUAGACGGAGCACCCAAACAGUAUUCCCCCAAAAUCCAGCAGCUUGUUAAUGACAUAGCCAGCCUCACCUUGUUAGAGGUGUCGGACCUCAAUGAGCUCCUCAAGAAAACCUUGAAUAUUCAGGAUGUUGGAAUGAUGCCAAUGGGGGCGAUGGCUGCAUCAGCUGUACCUGCAGCUCAGGCUGCAGAGGAGGAGGAUGUACCGGCUAAGAAAGAGAAGACUCAGUUCACAGUAAAACUAACAGAACUAAAGGCAGCUGAAAAAGUAAAGCUUAUAAAGGAAGUGAAGAACUGCAUCCAAGGCUUGAAUCUGGUGCAGGCUAAGAAGCUAGUGGAGUCUCUUCCACAGGAAAUCCGGGCCAACGUAUCCAAAGAAGAGGCAGAGAAACUUAAAGCAGCCCUGGAGGCAGCAGGCGGCACUGUGGUGCUGGAGUAGAUCUAUGUGCCCGCAUGUCCACCUGCUCAUGUACUUCGUCCUUCAUUUUAUUAUUUCUGUUUUUUACACGACAAAGAGGAGGAUCCUAAGACAAAAGGAAACUAAGAAAUGCCUUCUGACAUUAAUACUGUCUCCUAACAGCAUCAGGUGGGGCGGUACAACUCAGACUGAACUUUCCAGGCACACAGCCUGCAAUCAUGGCUGCCCCGCUGUUGGCUUGUCCAUUUUUGUCCUCAUCUGUUUGUCUGAUGCUUGUGUAGCAAACAAGCUACGGAAAUACUGGCCUGUGUGCCAAAUACGUCAGUUGGUAAUUCUGUGUGUGUGUGUUAGACCUUUCACAGAAAAAAGGCUUUUUGCUGUAGGAACAUGGUUACCAGGUCGAUACAGAUUCCCAACAUUGAAGAACACCAGAUACUGUAUCUAGUUCAGAGGAUGGCAGAGCUGAGUCCUUAUGUUGCUCAUAGAAUUGUUCAUUAUGUGAUUAAAGUUGAAAUAUCAAUAUUU
Molecule: messenger RNA, 1213 nt
Organism: Stegastes partitus (bicolor damselfish)
Lineage: Eukaryota; Metazoa; Chordata; Actinopteri; Pomacentridae
Gene: mrpl12
Product: mitochondrial ribosomal protein L12
Exons: 5
Coding region: 122-709 (195 amino acids)
Biological process (GO): translation
Cellular component (GO): mitochondrial large ribosomal subunit; ribosome
Molecular function (GO): structural constituent of ribosome; mRNA binding
Source: RefSeq, a predicted model, not a curated record